AUGCCUAGCUCGAGCGGCGAUGUCUUUGGUGGGAGAGGGGAUGGCCAGGAUGAGAUGCCAACCAGAGAGUUCACGCGCUUCAUCGUCGGCUUCCUCCGGUACACCUAUGUCAUCUGCCUCACCUUGCGUGAAGGAAAGGGUCCGAUGCCCUUCUGGAUGCACUCGUUCUGCCUAGCUCACGACUUGAAUUUUACCUACAUCAUCGGGAAAGCCGCUACCCAGUGCGGUGAGCAUCAGUAUCUGAGGGGCACGUCGACGGCCCUCCUCACCUGA
Molecule: messenger RNA, 273 nt
Organism: Colletotrichum orchidophilum
Lineage: Eukaryota; Fungi; Ascomycota; Sordariomycetes; Glomerellales; Glomerellaceae
Exons: 2
Coding region: 1-273 (90 amino acids)
Source: RefSeq, a predicted model, not a curated record